AUGGUUUAUCGUAUCUGGCUGGAGAGAAACAACAGAAUCUUCAAGAAUCAGGUCUCCAAUUGCGAGGGUGUUCUUCGACAAAUCAUUCAGGACACCAAGAAUAGGUUCUUGGGCUCAGACCAUUCCGUUCCUGAUUUCGGCGUCACCCGAAACUUCUUCCACAGAUGGAGGAUUAAAGUGAUUUACAUGAUGCAGCGGCCCACUUUCCAUUCCUGGCUUCGUCCCCCUUCCAAUUGCUUAGCCAUUAACUGCGAUGGAUCAGUGAAGGAUGGUCGUGGUGGCUAUGGUGCCAUAGCUCGCGAGUGUAGUGGAAGAGUUCUUUUCGCAGUCGCCGAGGGGUCCAGGAUUACCAACAUCUUGCGUAUGGAGCUUGAAGCUAUUCGUUGUGAUCUUUGCAGAGCUUCCUCUACUGGCUACACUAGAGUCCAUGUUCGUUCCGACUCCAUCUGCGCCAUUCAAAUGAUUAAUGGUGCCUUCCAUACCCCUUGGCACUGCAUGGAUCUCGUGGAUGAUAUUUUGAACCUUAAGGAGGAGUUUUCCUGUUGCACCUUUCUGCAUGUCAUGAGAGAAACGAACUUCUGUGCGGAUUUCUUGGCUAGCUUCUCGCGUAGUGAUCAUGAAAUUCCCUUUAGCCCCACGUGCCUUCCUCCGUCUCUUUCCCACCUUGUUAGGGAGGACGCUAGAGGAAGAAGGAUCACCCCAGGAAACGGAACUCCGAGGAGUCAAAGAAGGAAUUGA
Molecule: messenger RNA, 738 nt
Organism: Telopea speciosissima
Lineage: Eukaryota; Viridiplantae; Streptophyta; Magnoliopsida; Proteales; Proteaceae
Exons: 2
Coding region: 1-738 (245 amino acids)
Molecular function (GO): RNA-DNA hybrid ribonuclease activity; nucleic acid binding
Source: RefSeq, a predicted model, not a curated record